Molecule: messenger RNA, 3010 nt
Organism: Octopus bimaculoides (California two-spot octopus)
Lineage: Eukaryota; Metazoa; Mollusca; Cephalopoda; Octopoda; Octopodidae
Product: cell division cycle protein 16 homolog
Biological process (GO): cell division; anaphase-promoting complex-dependent catabolic process; positive regulation of mitotic metaphase/anaphase transition
Cellular component (GO): cytoplasm; anaphase-promoting complex
Molecular function (GO): protein binding
Source: RefSeq, a predicted model, not a curated record
UAAGCAUGCGUCAUAUAAAUAACAAUAAUGGCGGGUGAAAUUGAAGGUUGUGUUGAAGAAACAUCAUGCGGAAUGAAUCUACGACAGCUUCGUGAACGUGUCCGCCAAUAUAUAGACAAUCACCAAUAUGAGUCUGCAGUUUUUUGGGCAGAUAAAGCAGUUUCUUUGUCAAAUGGUGUUGUUGAAGACAUUUACUGGUAUGCACAAGCCCUCUACCUCACAGGACAGUAUCAUCGAGCAUCUCAUCUUCUUCGCAGUAAAAAACUCGACAAGACACAUGCAGAGUGUCGAUACCUGGCUGCCAGAUGUCAUUAUGAAUGUAAAGAAUGGCAGCUAGCUUUGAACAUCAUCAAUCUAUCUGACCAAAAUUCUAAUCAGACAAAAAUAUUCCUCAAUAAGACUUUGAACCAAAGUACAAAUAUGUCAGAAUUGAGUAUGUCUACGCAAAACAUGGAAAGCUGUAUAAACUUACUACGUGGCAAGAUAUACGAAGCCAUGGACAACCGUAUCUUAGCAACAGAUUAUUAUCGGAUGGCUUUAAAUCAGGAUAUAUAUUGCUUUGAAGCAUUUGAUCGACUAGUUGCUCAUCAUAUGUUGUCAGCUGAAGAAGAAAAGGAACUUUUAGAAUCACUACCAUUUAAUCAUCAAUGUCCUGAAGAGGAGAGAGACCUUGUGAAAUUUCUUUAUGAAAACCGACUUAAAAAGUACAACAAACCAGGGCAGCUGGACAUCCCUAACCAACUGGAAGCUUUCACCACCAAUUUAGAUGUUGAAGUGAACCUUGCAGAACGUCAUUAUUACAACUGUGAUUUCAUUCGUUGUUACAACAUCACUCAUAGUGUUUUGAAGAAAGAUCCCUACAACAGUUUGUGUCUUCCUUUACACAUUGCAGUCUUAGUGGAACUAAAAAAGUCAAAUGAGCUAUUUUACUUAUCCCAUAAACUGGUAGAUCUCUAUCCUACUAAACCAGUGGCCUGGUUCUCUGUUGGCUGCUACUAUUUGCUCAUAAAUAACUAUGAACCUGCACGUAGAUAUCUAACGAAAGCUACGACGUUAGACCGUAUGUAUGGCCCAGCAUGGUUAGCAUACGGCCACUCAUUUGCAGUAGACCAAGAGCAUGACCAAGCUAUGGCAGCUUAUUUUACAGCAUCCCAGCUAAUGAAAGGCUGUCAUCUACCUGUUUUGUACAUUGGCUUGGAGUAUGGUUUGACCAACAACUCUAAACUAGCAGAAAGAUUCUUUAGUCAAGCAUUGACCAUUGCUCCAGAAGACCCUUUUGUUCUUCAUGAGAUGGGAGUAAUUGCUUUCCAGAACCAGGAUUAUACUACAGCAGAGCAAUAUUUCUUGGAUGCCUUAGAGAAGGUCCGCUGUGUAAGUAACCAGAUUACAAUAGAGAAAUGGGAAACCCUCCAUAACAAUCUUGCUCACACAUGUCGAAAACUCAAAAAAUACAAAGAAGCUCUCGAGUACCAUGAGUAUGCCUUGACCCUUUGCCCUCACACACCGUCCACAUAUUCAGCCAUCGGCUACGUCUAUGUACUGAUGGGUCAAAGCCUGAAGGCUGUCGAUUAUUUCCACAAGGCCCUGGGUAUUCGCCGUGAUGACUCGUUCUCAACAACUAUGUUACAGCAAGUUCUUGAUGUCCUGAUUGCAGAGACUGUCCCCUUCGGUGACAUACCAAAUGAUGUGCCCUCACUUGAGCUUGUUGACUGUCCAAGCAACCAUCCUAAAUUCUCCAUGUCAUCUGACACCGAUGAAGUGGACAUGGAUGGAAGCAGUGACGGAUAAACGACACUAUGAAGAUAGACCACCUUAAAGAUUCCUUUGUUGAUAUAUUUUUAAAACAUCUCUCUCUCUCUCUCUCUCUCUCUCUCUCUCUCUCUCCUUAUUGUCCAAUCAUCUGGAUACAGACUAAAACUGAGCAGAGUACGUCACUAAACUUAUGAAAUGAGCUCUAUUUUGCUAAAGCUAUGAACCCAGUUGGCAUACAACUUAAAUGAGUUUGGGCAGCUGUGCUACAGUAAUGGAUGGCUUUGAUUUUGAAAUACUCAAUGGAAUGCAUUUGAUGUACCAGUGGAAUGUCAUUUUGAUUUUGGAAUAUAACCACAGUGGAAUGAUCUGCUGCACUUAGACAGCAACACUUUAUUGCAAUAUUGGAAAAACACUUGGAAAUGUAGUGCAGUGGUGUGUAUAUAUGUAUGUAUGUAUGUAUGUAUGUAUGAGGGGGGGUGUUGAUUAUAGUUAAUACGAUAUUGAUACAAAGGUGUGAUGGUGCGAGAUUAAGGAAACGACUAACUGUCCUCACUUAUAUAGUUCCCUUCUAGGCACACAAUGUUAAAUCUUACUGUAUGGACUUAACCAGUUACUGGUUGGUUUACAAGGACAUAAACACAUUAGAACACUUCUUUCCCUUGCUUGCUGCAUCAAAUAGGUAAGGAGAGUAGCUACAAAAUGUGCAUAUUUUGUGUGUUCUUAGAAAAUGUUCAUCUGUGUGUAUGUGUGUGUGUAUAUUUGCAUGCACCCUUGUAACCCCACUUAGUAAGCGAUCUUGGUGAGACAGGGAGAGAAUUAUUUAGGAGUGCUUCUUAUGAGACUGACUACAUCUUUGAGUAUAUAAUGUAAACUCUCAUUAAUGAAUAUGUACACAUAAAUGAACAUACACUUUAAUAGACAAACUCACAUACACACAGAGCAAGAAACACACUUGUUCUCCACUAAGCUUGCAGCAUGAAAAAUUCUGAAUGGGAAUUUGAUGAAAUCAGACAGCUAUCUUGCGAUGUCGUUUCAAAUCUCUCAUUGUGGGUCCUUCCUGUUGAAGAUAUCCACUGUUAACUUAACCUUGUGAAGGGACAUAUUUCAAAUUCUGCGCCAAACUAGGUCUGCUCUUUAUCAAUGUGACCAUCCCAAAGUAGGAAGCAACAGUUUUUACAAAAUCUCCUCUCCCACCUAUCAAAGACGAACAACAGAAAUUGAACAUUUUUCACGACUAUUAAUAAAUUGAAUUAAUAUA